Messenger RNA from Astyanax mexicanus (Mexican tetra), 1949 nucleotides. RefSeq lists its product as uncharacterized. Gene Ontology annotation, molecular function: G protein-coupled receptor activity. The record is from RefSeq and is a predicted model, not a curated record. Gene Ontology annotation, biological process: G protein-coupled receptor signaling pathway. Bases 9 to 1814 code for a protein of 601 amino acids. Lineage: Eukaryota; Metazoa; Chordata; Actinopteri; Characiformes; Acestrorhamphidae. The transcript is spliced from 5 exons. Gene Ontology annotation, cellular component: membrane.
CCUCUGAGAUGAGAGGAGCUGCUCUGGUUCUGUUUGCUCUUCUGACAAGAGCACUGUAUCCCCACCAUGCAUCAGCUUUGUUGGGAAAAACUCCAAAUGAUGGUAAUUUGGUGGCAAAAACUGCCAACUUUGUCGAAGUUGACAAACGCUUUGGUUUUAUUGAACAUGGUUACAUACAAAGUAACACAGAGAAAUAUGGAUGGUGUUUUCUAGCAGAACGAUGUAAAGCAUUGCAUUCUGUGGAGACACUUAAUGGAAACAAAGUGUUUCUCCAGGGUGUCUGUUCAGAAUACCAGUGCUUGUCUUUGAGUGUCUGUGAGUCCCAGAACUGGCAGGCUCUAAGCAGCCACCUCACAUCAAAGCAUGUCAAAGUCAUUAAAAGACUACACAUGGUCUCCCACAUUUCCAGCUGUGAUUGUUUGACCGUCCUCCAAAGAAAUAUGAGAAGCAACAAUUUAAGGCUUGUGGCAUGGCAUCGGCUGCAGAAACAUGGGUCCAAUCAAUGGAACAGGGCAGUGAAUGAGUUUAACGCCCAGAGACAUUCAAUGACCAGGACAAACUAUAUGACUUUGUCCUCUGCUUCUAUGUUCCUGAGUGGAGGAAGGUGGAUAUGCUUUAUAAUCAAAUUGUGGCCCAUGACUGAGGCCUGGAUUCUCUUACCCAGUUUGAAUGAGAAAACUAAAACGCUGAAUGGAGAACAUGGUGUUUUAACAUCUGAAAUGCCACAUCUGGCUAAACUUUUACUUACUCUGAGGCUUUUAGACAGAUUCUAUACAAGCCUUUCUCUGCCCUCUGCCUGGGUGUCUGCUGCCCUGCUACACGGCUGCACUCUCACCCAUAAGAACCAUGUGACUGGAAGAAUCUACACUGUAAUAAAGGAGAGCAGAGAGAGAUGUGAUUAUGCUUGUGCUCUCUGUAUGGACUUUCUCACAUUGAAGAACACUUUUCUAAUCCUGAAGCACUUAUUGAUAAAACAAGCAGACAAAAGCCAAACAACUGGAAGCUGCUUAAACACAAACCUCUCAACGUACAAAACUACAAGAUGCCAAAAAGAUGUCACAGAAGAUAUUUCACAGGUGAAAAGCUCUGGAAGAAAAAUGGGACUGCUGCUGACAGCUCUGACACUCUUCCUACUCUGUCGUACAACAUCUAUUCUUUUCAUCAUAUCUCAACGGAGACACACACCAAGCCACAAUGCCAACAUCAAACUAAGGUUCUCGCUGCUUUUUACAGUUACAUGGUGCUCUCCUAGUCCACUUACAGUCACUUUGCCACCAUCCCGAUGUUUCUGCAAAGUCCGCCACACCAUAUUUGGCAUUACCUUCAUCCUCUGCAUCUCCUGCACUCUGGGAAAGACAAUAGUGGUGUUAAUGGCCUUCAGGGCUACACUUCCAACCUGCAAUGUAAUGAAAUGGUUUGAGCCUCCACAGCAGAGACUCAGUGUUCUUGCAUUAAUGCUGUUCCAGGCCUAUACAUGUGUGCUUAGUUUGAUAGUUAGUUUCCUCCCAUUCACCAUGAAAAUAAACCACAUUUCUGAGAAUCUAGGAGAAGGUUCAGGAUUAGCUAUAAACUUCUGCCCUGGAAUUGACUUGUUUAGAAGCCAAACUGUUGUUUUCUUUUUUAUAGGAUUACUAGCCAGAAAAACAUCCAUGACUGUGGUCUGUUAUUUAUCCCUAAACAUACUCAUGUUCAUCUGCAUGAUAGUAUGGAACCUGUUUAUCAAAGCUGGGGUACAACAAUGUAUUUUAAAAAUAACCUUACAUAAUUGUAUACAGUUGUUAUACUUAUAUAGGUCAGUACGUUCUGAAUUGUAAGGACCAAAACAACACUGAUUCUACCAAAAGGUGUAACUUUCCACUGAUAUAAUGAAAUAAAGAAUUGUUACAGGGUGUCACUGAAACAUCUCAGCACCUGAGUUAAAAAAAAGAAUAAAAAUUAUCACAUUUUUA